Molecule: messenger RNA, 354 nt
Organism: Amoebophrya sp. A25
Lineage: Eukaryota; Dinophyceae; Syndiniales; Amoebophryaceae
Source: the annotation of a GenBank genome assembly
UCUUAGUCGACUCUGAUUUUUCCAUUUGUUUCGUAGCUCGAGCACGGAUACGCUUCGUUUUUUUUGAUCCAGUUCUCAACGGUCAUGACGACAACGAUUCAAAAGCUGAAAUCCGAAAACUAGUAGAGCGAGAUGACGAAGAAAUGGUAAUGGAGGAGCGUGACGUCAUUAUCUUAAGGACGAGACGCAACAGUGUGAUUGUGUUGAUACAAAAUGCCGAACCUCGAGUUCGGACUUAAACACGCCGGAAUAGAAGUACGUGGCAAGUAGGACAACAACUUUAAUCGAUCAUAUUCUGGGUUUCCCUGAACAAGUCCUCAUUCUCAUACGAGCACUAAUGCAGGGCUUCCAGCG